AUGGAUGCCGGUGCGAUGACUGGCUUGAUGAAACACUGGCUGAAAAUUUUCGCUAGCUUUGAGGUCGCGAUAAGGAAGACCUUGUGGCCCCUUCGCCGCCCGGAUGGCAUCCCUGUAUUUGAGACUCCAGUCGAUGUCCGUAACGACUUUGGACCGGAAUUUCGACCAGCAUAUAUCCGUAAUUCUUUCCUCGUGAACACCGCAAGAAUGGAAUUCAAGGAGAUUAUAUCUUCAAACACUUCACUCGGUCGCAUUUCUCAGACUAUUCAGGAAGGGGCCGCUCGACUGGACAGUGAAGAUGUUUCAGACGCAUACGGCCUGCUGCGGGCGACAGAAGAUCUUUUUGAGUUCAGGGACGAUUUGAGGAGAGACCGAACUCUUCCCACGCGUCGGUAUCUAAAAUUGUCUUUCUUCUUCUUGAAGAGAUCAGUUUUGGGGACCGGUAUUUCAGCAAUGGGGGCAUACAUUGGGCACUUCGAGUCCUGCAUGGACAGUAUGCUGACAGAGUUCAACUGGCUCAUGUACCUUCUCGUACGGUGGAUGAGUGAUGGAUGA
Molecule: messenger RNA, 555 nt
Organism: Penicillium malachiteum
Lineage: Eukaryota; Fungi; Ascomycota; Eurotiomycetes; Eurotiales; Aspergillaceae
Exons: 2
Coding region: 1-555 (184 amino acids)
Source: RefSeq, a predicted model, not a curated record